GUGUGUCGAUAUGGCAGCUAAGGUACCUCGGGCAUUCGUUUUACUCAGCAUCGCGAUCCACUGGUUCACCGGUUCUUCAGCCAUUAAUAUCAAACAAUUACAAGCUGCAGUCAAAUCUGGUAACAUUCACAAUGUCAAACUUGGAGCAGGUGGAUUGAAGGCAGUGAUACAAGGUACAAGUGAAAAAAAGGUGGAAGAGGACCCAUUUCCAAUCCAAUCUGAUGACAUCGAAGUUCCUGACGAAUUACUUCGGGUGCCAAAUGAUAAUUUACUCCCCUUUGACAGUUUUGGACCACCUGGAAGUGCCGCAUGUCUCGACCUGGUACUAGUACUAGACGUGUCGUGCUCGAUCCUUUUGUCAACAAGGGAAAAUGCACGUGAUUUUGCAGCGAACUUGGUGUCAAAUUUAGUAGGUACACCCGGGGCUGAUAUCAGAGUUGGACUUAUGUUGUUCAGCCAUGGAACGCAGGGCAUUUUCUAUUUAGAUGAAGAACUGGAUGGCGAGGAACUUGCAGAUACUAUUAGGAACACAGAUGUAGAUGGAGAAUGCAAAUCACAUCUUCACACGGCAUUGAAGCACCUAAACGAAACGUUCUUCGUUGCAGAAAGGGGUGAUAGAGACAAUGGUAAAUACCCUAACGUGGCAGUGAUUUUUACGGACGGAAGAACGGCUCAGUUUAAAUACAACGAUGAGACACUGAAGGAGGCCAUCAAUGUGAAGAAAGCUGGGAUUGAAAUCAACAUCGUUGCCACUCCUCACAGAAAAGGACUUUCGGAUACUGGUGAGUUCGAAGCUCUUCCUUCUGAACCAUACGUGGACCAUUUUUUCAAGAUUGAAAAUGAGGACGACGAGGAACGAAUCUUUCAAACGCUUACGUCACGUUUCUCUUGCACAGGACCUGCCGAUCAAACGGUAUGCGCUGAUAUUGUAUUUUCUUUUGAUAUAUCGUGUUCCCUUGACGCGGCUAACGUCUCUGCUGCAGUUACGAUUGCGCAGGAGAUCAGUAGGAAUCUUGCGCUUGACCCCGUCAAAGGGUCCAGGAUUAGUGGGUUCAGCUACAGUCGUGAUGUGAUCGAUUCGUUUGGGUUCUCAUCCGGUGAGCCAGACGGUAACCCAGAACGUGUUAUAGAGAUGCUGUCUGAGCUUAAAGUAACACGUGAUUCCCAAGCGGAGUGUCGAACCAGAACUGACAUUGCGUUCAAUAAAACGAUUUCUGAUUUAGCGAAUGACAGAGAUGAUAAAACCUAUCGCGAUGUCGCAAUUUUCUUCGGAGAUGGUAUGACAUCACCCUUGAACAAACGCCCGAACACAAUCAAAGCGGCCAAGGAAAUACGAGACAAUGAUGGCGUUGUUAUAUGGAUAGUACUCACUAGCAACAGAGGGUUGGCUAAAAUCAAUGACGGUAUUGACAAUGAAAUCAAAAAGGUUGUUUCUGAUAGUCCACUGACUGACGAAAAGUUAAUAUUCUUUCAUGACGAUCCUUUUGUCUCCCAGAAGAUUCUUGGUGUUCUUGACCAAGCCGCUGGUUGCAUACUGUAGUGUAGACCUUGAAAUAUACCAUGUACAUACACUGAGCAAUAUAUUAACUAUUAAGUGUGUCGACACUAUAUACAAGCGUUUUGUAUAACUUUAAUACCUGUUAUUCAAUUCAUUAUACUUAUACGUUUAUUUAAUCCCCGUCUUUGCUUAAAUCCUCCUUUUAUAACCCGUGUGGGAAAUUAAUGCCACAGUCAUACGAAGAAUGUCCACAUUCGCUUAGGGUA
Owenia fusiformis is the source of this 1764-nucleotide messenger RNA. Lineage: Eukaryota; Metazoa; Annelida; Polychaeta; Sabellida; Oweniidae. The record is from the annotation of a GenBank genome assembly.